AUGAAUAGUGACGAAGAAUUGUACGAAGAGACACUUCGAUAUGAAAACGAAAUAUACCGAGAUCCACUCGACCACGAGAUCAGCGAUAGUAAUCUAAGCGAAGGUAGACUAAGCGACGAAGAAACAGAGAAACUCCUUAGUUGUGUAUAUUAUACAAGUGGCCCAGUUUCAAUAUCACCCCCCCAACCGAAACGGCAAAAACUAUCUACAGUAACAGAGGACACUCCAUCAUCAACAUCAACGUUGAGUAGACUAUCGUUGACUGAUACGUCCUCUUUGAGCACUUUACAGAAUAGUUCUCCUUCACCACUCUUGAAUACACCUUCGAAAAUAACUACCUUCGGUAGUUCUUUUGAAACUCCCUCGCGGACUUCUUCGGCGAGUCAAUCUUCAAUAUCAAUAAGAUCCCAAACCCAAACUCAAUCUGCUUCCUCUCAUAGCUCGUAUUAUAUUCUCAAGACUUCAUCUUCUUCGUCAUCCUCUCCAUCCUCUCCUCCACGUACCAAUCCCACCAAUCUCAACUUUUCAGAUAUUGAAGAGUCAAAAUACGGUAUUAAUCACGCUCAUGUAAGAAUGCAGUUACCAAAUAGAAAUAAGGAUGACAGGGACAUUAUUACAUUAGAGGACGAUGAAGAUUGGGCAAAUGGAGAGGUGCAUUUAAUAUCAGCAACAAAUACUACUACAUCCACCGAUGCAGUUGAUCUGUCCGAGGAGUUUGGUGGGCCACCAGUGAGGAAAUCCAAUAGAUAUUUUAUGCUCAAUCAUUGUCCUCUCUGUAAGCAGCUCGGUCAUCUGAAAAUCAAUUGUUCUCGUAAUCGUAAAAUAAACCAAAGUGCUGUCCGCUCUGCUAAUAAGCUUGAAGAUGUAUGGAGAAAAUAUAAAUAUGAAGUGGAUUGUGACUUUGGCAAAAACGUGAGAAGUUUUUGUUAUACAUGUGGAGUAAGAGGACAUUUUGGCGAUGAAUGCAAAUCAACUAGCACAGGCUAUUCUGCAUUUUCGAAAUCUCACAUCACCAAAGCCGAGAAGCAUAUAAUGGGUUUGCGUGAGAAAUCAAAGGAAGAAAUCGUCGGCUAA
This is a messenger RNA of Paraglomus brasilianum, 1074 nucleotides long. The record is from the annotation of a GenBank genome assembly. NCBI's taxonomy places the organism in Eukaryota, Fungi, Glomeromycota, Glomeromycetes, Paraglomerales, Paraglomeraceae.